AGGCUUAUUGGGACAGAAACUGGGAAAAGCCAUCCAAACUGCAAUGCUUAAAAACUUCUUUUGCUUCUUUUUGUUGCGCUUUAUUUUUUGUGGCAAUAUUCAAAGCUAAAAGUUGGUACCCUAAGUGACUACGCAUAUUAUACAAAUCUGGAAUAAAAAAUGUAGUUUAGAAUGUCUGCGUAUUUGUCUGGGUGCAUGCACAUUGUUUAACUAAUUCUACCAAACUAUUGGAAGCUCAGGGAUAUGUUAAAGAAGCGUGAUAAGCAUGCCCCAAAACUAUAGUAGAUGCCCCUAGUUUUAUUUUUCUCUAAUUCCCUGUCUCAUUUUAGAGAGCCUUCAGUCUAGCAUAUGGAAUUUCUUUUUAGACUUUAUUUAUUUAUGGAUUUGAUAUAGUAAAAGACUUUCGGAGGGAGGGAUUGUAUUCUAUCUCUAAAGACUAUAAGCAUAAAAUCACAUCCCACCAGCGCUGAAUCUGUUGAUUUGACAUGAGCCAUAUAUGAAUUAUGGAUUGAUAGAAACAUUGAUGAAUUGGAGGAAGAAAUUAAUCUAAUUAGCAGCUUAUAGUAAAGGGCAACCAAAAAAAAAAAAAAAAAAAAAUUGGUAGAAUCUCUUAUGCCGAAAGAAGAUUUAGAAGAAAUUAUGGCCCAGGCUGGCUGCUCUGCUCUAUUCCCCAGUCAAAUUUAAACAACCUGAUUCUACCACGAUGGAUGAACAAGUGAUGUUAUCAACUUGCAAAAAUGGAAAGUGCAUGUCAAUUUCAACCAAAAAGCAAAACCAUUCUCCCAUUUUUUAUCUUUCCCCAUCUCUAGGAAAAAUCUGAUUUCCCUUCGUAAUAAUCAAACCCCAACUGAAAGAUACAGCCAACUUCCAUUCUCAUUUCUCUUCUUCAUAUUCCUGACAUCUCAGGGGUUAGUGAAAUCCUUCGCUCCAAAUAUAUAUACACCCUGUUCCCAGUAUAAGUUACCAAUCCUAGUUAUUCCAAACUUGUCCCACCCUCUGUUAUCUUCUACUCUCUGUCUUGCUUCCAUGUCUGCUUCUUUUGUUGGCUCAUCGUUUAUUCCCGUACCUGUUAAAACCAGGUAUACUCAUAAGGCACACAGAACAAAGGCCACCUGUUUGGACAGUAGUUCAAGAACACAAAUCAAAGCUGGCCAUUUCCCAGAUCGUCUUUGUAUCGACGAUUCUGUCUUCAAGUACUUGAAAUAUUACAGACCUAGUUCGACAAAUCUCCUUUUCAUCACAACCCCUAUCCCAAACCAACAGGAUCUAUUUGAGAAUCACACAAGUGUUAAAGAUGGUGCAAAGAAAGAUGAAGUAUGGAUGAAAAUGAGAGAAGAGGCUCGUUUUGAUGUUGAACAAGAACCGAUAUUGUCCCACUAUUAUUCCACUUCAAUUCUGUCUCAUAAUUCGUUGGAAAGCGCCCUUGCGAGUCAACUUUCUAUCAAACUGAGCAAUUCUGGCAUUCCCAUCAACACCCUCUAUGAAAUCUUCAUCGAUAUUUUUAAAGAAGAUGAAUAUACUGUGAGAGCCGUCAGAGAAGAUUUGAAGGCAGUAAAAGUGAGAGAUCCAACAUGCACAAGCUACGUGCAGUGUUUCUUGAAUUUCAAAGGCUUUCUUGCAUGCCAAGCACACAGGGUUGCCCACAAGCUAUGGCUACAAGGUAGAAAGCCCUUGGCUUUGUUAAUCCAGAACAGGGUUUCUGAAGUUUUUGCGGUGGACAUCCAUCCCGGGGCUAAGAUCGGAAGUGGGAUAUUGAUCGACCAUGCAACCGGAGUGGUGGUCGGAGAGACUGCUGUGAUCGGAAAUAAUGUGUCAAUUCUGCAUAAUGUGACUUUGGGAGGGACUGGUAAGGUCUAUGGGGAUAGGCACCCAAAGAUUGGUGAUGGCGCGCUGAUAGGGACUGGGACUUGUAUUCUAGGGAACAUCAAAAUUGGUGAUGGAGCUAAGGUUGGGGCUGGUUCAGUGGUCCUGAAGGAAGUUCCAUCCAGGUCUACUGCAGUUGGGAACCCAGCUAGAUUGAUUGGAGGGAAGAAUCCAGUUAGGCUUGACAAGACUCCUAGCUUAACCAUGGACCAGACUUCUCACAUAACUGAAUGGUCUGACUAUGUUAUCUAGAACAAAAAUUUUCUCCAUUUAGUACUACUUUGAAUCCUGUCAUGGCUUGUUAGAGAAUCAAAGUGUAACUCUGUUUUAAAAGAGAAGCACAAGUUUUUCAUUUGAUUGACUUUAUAUAUACAAUAUGAUUAUAAAAUCUUAUUAUAGAUUGAGGAUGUAGUUCUUAUUGGAGGAAAGGUUGAAAUUCUAACACCAAAAUUUCUUCACUUCUACAUUUCUGGGUUUUGUUGCUAGCUGAACUUAGAUGCUGCAACAAAGUUGACUUUCCCCCCACUUAUUCGGAUUUUGGGACUAGAGUACUGUAUAGUUUCAAGUUAUCAUGCAUUUGAAUAUAAUAAAGUAAAGCUUCAGAACC
Messenger RNA from Ziziphus jujuba (common jujube), 2470 nucleotides. RefSeq names its product serine acetyltransferase 1, chloroplastic. Gene Ontology annotation, cellular component: cytosol; cytoplasm. Bases 1027 to 2115 code for a protein of 362 amino acids. Gene Ontology annotation, molecular function: L-serine O-acetyltransferase activity. NCBI's taxonomy places the organism in Eukaryota, Viridiplantae, Streptophyta, Magnoliopsida, Rosales, Rhamnaceae. The record is from RefSeq and is a predicted model, not a curated record. The transcript has 2 exons.